This is a messenger RNA of Octodon degus (degu), 662 nucleotides long. RefSeq names its product selenoprotein H (gene Selenoh). Gene Ontology annotation, cellular component: Golgi apparatus. The record is from RefSeq and is a predicted model, not a curated record. The transcript is spliced from 4 exons. Lineage: Eukaryota; Metazoa; Chordata; Mammalia; Rodentia; Octodontidae.
GUAUGGCCCCGCCCUGGCCGACGGGAUCCCUGCGGACCCCGCGGUGCGCUUCCGGUCGCGCUCGGCGUGGUCGCUCGAGCCGCGCGGUGUCUGCCAUGGCGCCUCGCGGGAGGAAGCGCAAGGCCGAGGCCACGGAGGUCUGCCCUGCAGGGAAGCGGGGGGAGCCGGCGGACGGCGGGACGGAGGCCCAGGUGGUCAUCGAACACUGCACCAGCUGACGCGUGUACGCGCGCCAGGCCGCGGCGCUGAGCCAGGCGCUACGCGUGGCGGCCCCGCAGCUGGCGGUGGCACUCAACCCGGUGCGGCCGCGGAGGGGAAGCUUUGAGGUGACGCUGCGGCGCGCGGACGGCAGCGAUGCUCAGCUCUGGACUGGAAUUAAGAAGGGACCACCACGCAAACUCAAGUUCCCGGAGCCGCAGGCCGUGGUGGAGGAGCUGAAAAGGCAUCUUGCAUAGGAGUUCGGGCGGAAAGCCCAGCUGAGCGUUUCUGUUCUGAUGCUGUCGGGGCGUCUGUGACGGGACAUGGCCCAACUUCAGCCAUGGACCUGAAGCCAUGGUCUCUGGCACCGCAGAAACCAGCGCUCGCCUGAGACAGCCCACACAAAGGGUUGUAAACUGUUUGGAUUUGGUUUGUUUAAUAAAAGGUGAAAUGUAGUACCUGGA